Babesia ovata is the source of this 420-nucleotide messenger RNA. RefSeq names its product NAD-dependent glycerol-3-phosphate dehydrogenase family protein, putative. NCBI's taxonomy places the organism in Eukaryota, Apicomplexa, Aconoidasida, Piroplasmida, Babesiidae. The record is from RefSeq and is a predicted model, not a curated record. The transcript is spliced from 2 exons. Bases 1 to 420 code for a protein of 139 amino acids.
AUGUGCUUCGACGAGGUUAAAAUCGAGGGCGUCGAUAAGCGCUAUCACCAGGCAGUCGUUGAUGAACAGGUUGCAGGCUUGCGCGUUAGCGGCGAAGUUAUCAAGCUUCCUCCAGCUGUGCCAACACCUGAAUAUGGCGCUGGUUAUUUCGACGUCGUUGCCCGAUGCCCUAAGCUUGACCAGGAAUUCAAGCAAAUUGGCGUAGUCACGUUUCAAGUUCUGCGUCACCUUGUUCCUGACGUCUGGAGUUACGAUAAUCCUGGUGUUUGCGGCUUCUUCCGCGAGGCACUGUAUGAGCGCGAGGAGCGUCUUGAGGCUCAGGGCACCCCUGCUGUAACAUGCGAUAAAGUAUUCGAGUGGCGAUGUCCAUGCUUCGGCGGCUUGGAUGGCGAGAUCGCACACUGCGAGGCAGAGCGUUGA